AUAACCAAAGCUAUAUAAAAACACUAUUCUCGAUCUUCCUCCCUCACAAUAAAACAACACAACACUUCUCCACAGCACAGCAGACAGAGAAAAAAACAAACAAAUCCAACAAUGGCUGAGACAAACACCUCCGAGGUUAUCGUCCUCCACGACAUCCCUCCGUACAUGAAAGUCUACUCCGACGGCCGCAUCGACCGCCUCGUCGCGACGGAGACCACGGCGGCCGGCCUCGACUCUCAGACCGGCGUCUUCUCCAAAGACAUCCUCAUCCUGCCGGAAACCGCCGUCUCCGCCCGCCUCUACCACCCCAACCCCGACAGCCCCAAAAAGCUCCCCCUCCUUAUCUACUUCCACGGCGGCGCUUUCUUGAUCGCCUCCGCCGCCGAGCCCAAGUACCACGCCAUGCUCAACCUUCUUGCAAAACAGGCCCAAAUCAUCGUCGUCUCCGUCGACUACCGCCUGGCCCCCGAAAACCCCCUCCCCGCCGCCUACGACGACUCCUGGGCCGCCCUGCAAUGGGCGGCGGGGGGCGGCGCCGGCGAGCCGUGGUUGACGGAAUUAGCAGACUUUGACAGAGUUUUUCUUGCAGGGGACAGCGCCGGAGCCAAUAUAUGCCAUCAAAUGGCGAUCAAGAAUCUGAGGUUGCAAGAAUUCAAGAUUUCCGGGUUUGUGAUGGUGCAUCCAUACUUUUGGGGGGAGGAUCCGAUCGGGGUCGAGGCCGAAAGUCCUGUGUUCAAAAGUGUGGUGGAUAAUUGGUGGAGAUUCGUCUGCCCUUCUGAUCUUGGCUGCGACGACCCGCUGAUAAAUCCUUUCGCCGGCGGCGAGGAUUUUCCGGCGUUGGCGAGAUCGUACGGAUUUCUUGUCUGUGUUGCAGGGAAUGAUAUAUUGAGGGAAAGAGGGAGGCUUUAUUAUAAGGCUUUGAUGGAAGAGAAGGGCAAAGCUGAGUACCUUGAGACUCCCGAAGAGGAUCAUGUUUUCCAUAUCUUCGAUCCUUCUUGUGAAAAUGCAAAGAAUCUCAUCAACAAAUGUGCUGAAUUCAUCAAUUCCAAGUAGGGAAAACUGAAUUUCUGUCUGGAAUUGAAUCGAAGUUCUUCCAUUCUGUGUUUAUCAAUUGUCCAAUUCUGUACAAGAAAACAGACAUUGUAUAUUGCAUAACUGAAUUCAAUUCCACCCGUUCUGUGUUUUGCCUUUUCAUAUCUGAGAAAUUUCUACGAGGGAUAGUGAAUUCAGAGCUCACAAAUUCAGGAAUCUUUUAAAGUCAACAAUUAU
Molecule: messenger RNA, 1269 nt
Organism: Andrographis paniculata
Lineage: Eukaryota; Viridiplantae; Streptophyta; Magnoliopsida; Lamiales; Acanthaceae
Product: probable carboxylesterase 2
Exons: 1
Coding region: 112-1053 (313 amino acids)
Molecular function (GO): hydrolase activity
Source: RefSeq, a predicted model, not a curated record